AUCUGCUUAACACAAGGAAUUAUUUUUAUUCAAACCAUACAGUCUUAAAGCCACAUUGAAUAGUGAAAAUCCAUCUGAGGUAGUUGAAUACGCUUGUCCUAGGGAGUGGCACUAUUAGAGUGGCACUAUUAGAGUGGCACUAUUAGAGUGGCACUAUUAGAGUGGCACUCUUACUUUAAUGAAAAGGAGCAAUCUGAGAAAGAAGAAAUACAAAAUAUAUGGUUCAAGUAUUAAAGGGCACCAAGAAGUAGAAUGGAGCUGAAUCCUAUGUUCAAGGAGAUUGCAGAUUAAGGGAGUUGACUUUGGGGCAAGACCUCACCCAGCUAAGUUUAGGUCCACGAAUGGUGGUUCACACCUUUAAUCCCAGAGCCAUACAGUUUUCUGAGUUCAAGGUCUAUGUACAGAGCAAGUUCCAGGACAGCCAAGGUUAGGCAGUGAGGGAAUUGAAAAAUGGAAAGCUGAUAACAGAAUGCAGGGAUGUGGUGAGGGGCAUGUUGCAGCCUCAGCAAACAGCAGAACUUGGCAGCUUUAGCCAUGAGGCUCUGGCUUUAGAGUCCAGAAUAGAAGAGACUACUGGGACAAUGGAUGCUGGUUAGCUGUAGCUAAGAAAUUAGUGGUGAUUAAGAAGAGACCACUAUCACUGAGGUGUAGGAUGAUGUCACAGGUGAGGCAGGCACAAGAUAGAAGGAGGCCUGUCAUUGGAUGACGAACCUGUCAUUGGAAGGAAGGGCGGGAGAGAAGUUUGAAGGAAGAGGAGGAGACUAGGACAGAAAGGUAGAGACAGGAGAGAGGGAAAGAGAGAAGCUGUGGCAGGACAAUAUGGCAGGUGACGUUAAGAUUCUGCUCUGUGUAUUUACAGGUUGUUAUCAAUGUUCCUAAGGGAUGGAUGGUAUCUUUAUAUGUUUAGGUGGGCAAUCUUAUCAAUUGGGUCAAAGAUGUGUGUGUGUGUGUGUGUGUGUGUGUGGUUUUUUUUCCUUUUUUUCAGAGCUGGGGACCGAACCCAGGGCCUUGCACUUGCUAGGCAAGUGCUCUACCACUGAGCUAAAUCCCCAACCCCAUGUGUUCUUUUAUAUGACGAUUUGAGUGUAACAAAGUGUGCAGCAGCAGGAGACACUGGGCCGCCUCAGAGUUGGAAUGUGUUUCCGCCAAGAUAUCUGGCACAUACCUUGGGGUACCACGGUGCCGGACCUAGCGGGAUAAAAGACAACCCUACUUUAUUUAUUUUUAUAUUUUUACAACAACAGAUGGCGCCCAACUUCAUGAGGAAGCCGCCUGGGCUGGCAGGCUGUAGGUCCCCUACUGUGUAUUAAGUAAUGGCAGCUCAGAGAGUUAGAGAUUAAAAGCUGCUUUUUAAAGAAAGUUGUUUAGAAAGUCUUUCAGGAUACUCAUAUUCUUUUUAACGUGGGCUUCACGGGAAUUUUGGGUUGAAAUCCUAGUUAGACAAGCUAUCUCUUAAUCACAGGUAUUAAAAGGUGAGUAAGUUUGUUUUUAGAAAGAAGAGAGUAAAGAGAUUACCUGAAUCAGGUGGGGAUUUUCAUCCACGGUUCAGAACUCAGAUAGGGAAAAAUUAGUCACUACCUCCAAGUAGAGAGUUGUGAUGAAUGUCUGUAACACCAGGGAGAGUGAAUGCAGGCAUAUAUUGUAGAAGUUAUUAAGGUUAAAGAAAAAAUGUGGCUCCGGGUAGAGAGCUUAACAGAUUGAGAUAUUUUGGGCAAAAGUCCUGGUUUGAUAUGUUGCUUAUUGAUAUUGGAAUUGAUAGAAGGUAUUUGGUUUGUUUUAUGAAUUACCCUGCUAAAGGCCAUAUGGUUGAUGCCGGCUAGCGAGGGUUUGUGGUUACUUUUGAUAUUUGCCACAACAGGAAGCUCAGAUUCUCUUAAUGUGGGCUCCACGGGAAUUUUGGGUUCAUUUCCUGAUAACACAGAGUACAAAAGCCUAUCAGGCUCAUUGUUUAGCUUACUUCCUUUUUAAAAAAUUGUUUAGUCUUCAUAAUGGGUGUGACUUUGAGUUUUAUGGUUAUAUUAUUACUCUGGGAGAGAGUUCAAGAUACAAACUUUUCUGGUUUCAUACUAAGGAACACAGUAUUUUGGAAGAAAGAUUUUGUCUUUGUGUUUUUAAAAAGUGUGCUUAGGGCCUUUCCGCCGGGGCAGCCAUCUUCCAGUAAGUCGCCAAAAUGACGAACACAAAAGGAAAGAGGAGGGGUACUCGGUAUAUGUUCUCUAGACCUUUUAGGAAACAUGGAGUCGUUCCUUUGGCCACAUACAUGCGAAUCUACAAGAAGGGUGAUAUUGUAGACAUCAAGGGAAUGGGCACUGUUCAAAAAGGAAUGCCCCAGAAGUGUUACCACGGCAAAACUGGAAGAGUCUACAAUGUCACCCAGCAUGCCGUGGGCAUCAUUGUAAACAAGCAAGUUAAAGGCAAGAUUCUGGCCAAGAUGAUCAAUGUGCGGAUUGAGCACAUCAAGCAGUCGAAGAGCAGAGACAGCUUCCUGAAUCGGGUGAAGGAGAACGAUCAGAAGAAAGAGGAAGCCAAAGAGAAGGGCACCUGGGUUCAGCUGAAGUGCCAGCCGGCGCCACCCAGAGAAGCGCACUUUGUGAGGACUAACGGGAAGGAGCCUGAGCUGCUGGAGCCCAGUCCAUACGGACUCAUGGCCUAAUGGACACAAAGGAAAUAAAGGACCCGGACUGCAAAAAAAAAAAAAAAAAAAAAAAAAAAAAAAAAAAAAGUGUGAUUAGGCUCUGGAAACCUCACAGAGUCAUACCAAUAAGAUUUGAUAGACCGCCUGAAAAACUGAUUCAGGAGAAUCAAACAAAAAGAUAUCUCAAUUCUAAACUUUUGUCUUGAGAGUUGUAUUUUGCAGAAUGUGCCUACUUGGAUUCCUGAUCCCAAGGACUUUCAGCUGGGUUCAGUCAGGACACAUCAGCUACAGAAUUUGCUUCAUUCUUCCUACCUCCUACCCCCAAGGAUAUCUCAACGCCCAUGUACAGCUUGAAGAAGUUAUGGAGGAGUCGUCGCCCCAAUUCCCUGGACUUUGGGGGGGGGGGGGGGCUGAAAGUGGUUAUUCUAAAGUUUUUAUGAGGAAUUUAAAAUUGGUUGCAAUUUAACAGGGAGGAAUUAGCUAGAUUGAAUUGUACAGCCAUAAUCUCAUUUGGUAACUAAGCUUAAAUCAUAUCUUUGUUUGGGUACAGAAUUUAUUUGUCAAAAAAGUUUAAAAGUACAAGCCAGUCCUUCUGUUGUUGUCAUUACAAACUUCUGAGAUGAUUACACCUGUGAGUUAAGAUUCAAAUAGCAAAGUCAUGGUUCUGAGUUUGGGAGAGUACUUUCAAGAUAAAAUUUAGGAUAUGGAGACAACAGUUCAGAUUACCUUAUAUAGAUAGAUGUUUUUUUAAAAUGUCAGGUAUUCACAAAAUUUGAGACUUUAAGAGUUAUUUAUCUUUUUUUUUGGAAGCUGGGGACUGAACCAGGGCCUUGCGUUUGCUAGGCAAGCGCUCUACCCAACCCCAAGUUAUUUAUCUUUUGUUGAGACAUAUCUGCUCCUAACAGUUCCCCUUUGGCGGAUUUAAUGAAGAAUGUGAACAUCUCUACCUCCAGGUGAGGUGAUACUUUGUGACUAGGCAGCCACUGGACAAAACUGCCUGUUUCAUCUGCAGACUAAUACUGUCCAGGAAAGGACAAAUUAUGCAGAAUAGUUGACUGAUAAACCCUGCCAAAACAGGGUGAUCAGCCCUUCGAAAUCUGCAUUUCAAGAGUCUGUCAGUUGAUUUUGGGCCAGAAGGCUGAAGACUUGUGCUUACGUGUUGCUAACAGUGGACUGUGCUAGUGGAGUUUUGUCUCUACAACCUCUCAGUUCUGGAAGCCAUGUUAGGCUUUCUAUGUGUAUAGAUAUUUGGUCAUUCCCAGAUUUCUGACGGGGUUGAAGACAUUAUAGUCUCAUAGUCUAUCAGGCUGUUUAACUCUAAAUAUACAUAUUUUAUUGGAUUAUAAUACAGAUUUUAAGCCCUUCUUAACCUGGAAUGGAUAACUAAAUGCUCUGUUUAACUGAUAUAGUGUUGGACUGGGUGUUAGAUAUAGUUUGUGCUCUUAAUUACAAAAUGAUAAUAGUUGUGCUCAGCUUAUAUUUGAGAGAAAAGUUUUUUUUUUUUAAUUAGACAAAAAGGGUGAAAUGUAGGAUGAUGUCAUAGGUGAGGCAGGCACAAGAUAGAAGGAGGCCUGUCACUGGAUGAGAAGGAAGGAUGGGCCGCAAAGAGAUUUGAAGGAAGGGGAGGAGACUGGGACAGAAAGGAGGAAGAGACAAGAGGGAGAGGGAAAGAAGCCAUGGCAGGGGAUGUUAAGAUUCUGCUCUGUGUAUUUACAGGUUGUUAUUAAUGUUCUUAAGAGAUGGAUGGUACUGGGCUAUGUAUGUUUAGGUGGGCAAUUAUAUCUUACCAAUUGGAUCUAAGAUUAUUGUGCUGUGUGUUCUUUUAUGUGACGGUUUGAGUGUAGGAAAGUGUGAGGUGGCAGGAGACACUGGGCCUCCAUGGAGUUGGGAUGUAUUUCCGCCAAGAUAUCUAGCAGAUAUCUCGGGGCACCGCGGUGCUGGAUCUAGCGAGGUAAAACAAUACUUAUAUUAUUUUUAUAUUUUUACAACAACACUGAAGUAAACUCUGGGAAGUGUUUUUUGAGAGCACAAAGAAGUUGUGUUCAUAUUCCAAGAUUUACCUCAUGCUGCAGCUGGACUUGGUAAUGUUAAGAGUCACCCAGGUGAUACUGGUUUUGAAGGCAUGAGGCGUCGUGAAGACCAGCUGAGGAUUGAGAGAGGCCAUGGAAGGCCAUUGGUGAAGGUGCAGCCUGAGUUGCAGUAGGUGGCCCAGGACUAAAGGGGUCAUGCAGAGGAGUUGAGGCUUGGCACCAUGAAGGGAGCCUAUGAGAGGCUACUGGUGAAGCCUAGAUGCAGUUAAAGACCCCAGAGUAUUGGAGAUGCCAGUACCAUGGGAUGAUCACCAAGGACAGCAGCAGCAGUGGAGUGGAUCAA
Molecule: messenger RNA, 5008 nt
Organism: Rattus norvegicus (Norway rat)
Lineage: Eukaryota; Metazoa; Chordata; Mammalia; Rodentia; Muridae
Source: RefSeq, a predicted model, not a curated record